This is a messenger RNA of Morus notabilis, 1431 nucleotides long. RefSeq lists its product as uncharacterized. NCBI's taxonomy places the organism in Eukaryota, Viridiplantae, Streptophyta, Magnoliopsida, Rosales, Moraceae. Bases 1 to 1431 code for a protein of 476 amino acids. Gene Ontology annotation, molecular function: methyltransferase activity. The record is from RefSeq and is a predicted model, not a curated record. The transcript has a single exon.
AUGAAAAGGUCAUGCCUUCCAAAAUGCAGAUUGAGUAGGAUAUUGGGUUGGCUUCAAAUUGCAUUGGGAGGGCUUGUUAUAAUUGUUAGCAUAACAAGUCUACUCAGGUUCUAUUAUGCUGGAUUUUUCUUGCACAAUGAAGACAUAUGCAGACAAUUUUAUCCUUUGAAGAAGGAUUUCUAUGUUGCCGAUAAGGACGCUUAUGAAGGGUUUGACAUUGUAGCCUUAUCCGAUCGCGUCGGGGAAGUGCUAGACAAGAUGGAAAGCUUGCAACAAAAGCUUGAGUUGGUCGUGCAACAAAUGGAGAAGAGCAAAGAGGUAUUGGACAAAACUACAAUUACAAAAUUGGAACACAAGAAGUAUUUGGAGGAGGAAGUGAUUAGGCCUCUUUAUAAUGCUCAUAUUGCUCUUAGACAGAUACGUUUGCCCAAGCUUGAAGGACUGAGAAACCAAACAAUGAAGGAAGAUCCUUUGAUCAAUGAUUUCAUUACUGAAGAGAUCAGGAAAUACAUAACCCCAAAAGAGAACAGAGUUGGAAAGAAAAACAUUUACAGGACCGAGAAGAUAUUCAACACCAUAGGGCAUUCAUGCGUGUUGUACAAGAAAGAGUUGGAGCAGUACAUGGACUAUGACAUUGGCUCUUACUGUGAUGAUGAUUGGAAUUUGGCACAAAAGCUGAUGCUCAAUGGUUGUGAUCCGUUGCCCCGGAGGCGGUACUUGACACGAGCGUCCAAGGUCUAUCAGAAGCCAUAUCCCAUCAACGAGUCCCUUUGGAAACUUCCAGAUGAUAGGAAUGUGAGGUGGGGAAAUUACCAGUGCAGGAACUUCCAGUGCUUGUCGAGUAAGAAUCCAAAAAGGGGUUACACGAAAUGCACGGGGUGUUUCGAAAUGGAGAAAGAGAAGCUCAAAUGGGUGACAAAUAGCUCACUCCCUGUUGAUUUCCUGAUCAGUGAUGCUUUGACAAUUAAGCGCGGGGAGAUAAGGAUUGGCCUUGACUUUGGUGUUGGCACAGGGACUUUUGCAGCAAGGAUGAGAGAAAGGAAUGUCACAAUCAUAUCAACUGCUCUUAACCUUGGAGCUCCUUUCAAUGAGAUGAUUGCACUUAGAGGACUAAUUCCGCUUUAUGUGACGUUGAACCAGCGCCUUCCUUUUUUCGAUAACACGAUGGAUUUGAUUCACACCGCCGGGUUCCUUGAUGGCUGGAUAGACUUGCUGUUGUUGGACUUUAUCCUGUUCGAUUGGGAUCGAAUUCUGAGGCCUGGAGGGUUGUUGUGGAUCGACCGGUUCUUCUGCAAAAGACAGGAUCUUGAUGAUUUCAUGUACAUGUUUCUGCAGUUUAGGUACAAGAAACACAAGUGGGCUAUCUCUCUUAAGUCCAAGGAUGAAGUUUACCUUUCAGCAUUGUUGGAGAAACCUCCAAGAGCAAUAUGA